This is a messenger RNA of Macaca mulatta (Rhesus monkey), 1701 nucleotides long. RefSeq names its product mitochondrial ribosomal protein L2 (gene MRPL2). The record is from RefSeq and is a predicted model, not a curated record. Gene Ontology annotation, molecular function: RNA binding; structural constituent of ribosome. NCBI's taxonomy places the organism in Eukaryota, Metazoa, Chordata, Mammalia, Primates, Cercopithecidae. Gene Ontology annotation, cellular component: ribosome; mitochondrial large ribosomal subunit. Gene Ontology annotation, biological process: mitochondrial translation.
GGGAAGAAUGGGAGGUCUGCUGAACGGCUGCCGGGUCACAAGGAGGGUCUCCCCGGCCUGGAAACGCAGUAAAGGAGUGCCUCGGGCUGUCGACCUGCCCUGGGGCCCAGGGUUGGGAGAAUGAGAUGGGCGGGGGCGGUAGGGGGGAGGUGUGGAUGGACGACCGAGGUCCGGGGCUCCAGCGAGGACCUGGAGGCCUAACGACCCCGAGGUCACUGAAUCAGUUGGUGGCGCAGGGGGCGGGGCAGGCCGGCUAUCUGUCUGUCUGGACGCCGAGGGGCGGGGAAGAAUCGCGAAGGGCGGAGUUUUUGAGCCUGGAGUUUUGUAAGAUUGGUUGGAGGGGGUUUGUUUAUCUUUCUGGGAGUGCGAGAAUAAGAGAUGGCAGAGACCUUAACCUUCAGCCUCAGAGGUACCCUCAAAGACUCACCUGCAAUCUGCCGGUCUGGCUGCCGCUCUUGCCGGUACUGCCCCUUUAAAUCCAUGAUGGCUGCCGCUCGAGGCAAUUGUUUUGACGGGUCUGGGGGCGGGGCCUGUUUCCUAGUCACGGGACAUUAGAGCUGCCCGCGGAUUGGCUCUCACCGCGUUCAGGUAGGAAAGGAGGUGUGUAUCCUGCUUGGGCUCCAGUUUUCUGCCCGCCUCCGUUUACGUUUUGCGGAGCGACGGCGCCGGACAGUCAACGUCAUCUAGGAGCGCCGAGCAGCUUGGCUAAAAGUAAGGGUGGCGUGCUGAGCCCUGGAUAGCCGGAUGGCCCUGUGGGCACUGACCCGCGCUCUGCGCUCUCUGAGCCUGGCGCCCCCGACCGUCGCCACCCCUGCCCCGAGUCUGUUCCCCGCCGCCCAGAUGAUGAACAAUGCCCUCCUCCAACAGCCCUCUGCCUUGAUGUUGCUCCCCUGCCGCCCAAUCCUUACUUCUCUGGCCCUUAAUGCCAACUUUGUGUCCUGGAAGAGUCGUACCAAGUACACCAUUGCACCGGUGAAGAUGAGGAAGUCUGGGGGCCGAGACCACACAGGCCGAAUCCGGGUGCAUGGUAUUGGUGGGGGCCACAAGCAACGUUAUCGCAUGAUUGAUUUUCUGCGUUUCCGGCCUGAGGAGACCAAGUCAGGACCCUUUGAGGAGAAGGUUAUCCAAGUCCGCUAUGAUCCCUGUAGGUCAGCAGACAUAGCUCUGGUUGCUGGGGGCAGCCGGAAACGCUGGAUCAUCGCCACAGAAAACAUGCAGGCUGGAGAUACAGUCUUGAACUCUAACCACAUAGGCAGAAUGGCAGUUGCUGCUCGGGAAGGGGAUGCGCAUCCUCUUGGGGCUCUGCCUGUGGGGACCCUCAUCAACAACGUGGAAAGUGAGCCAGGCCGGGGUGCCCAAUAUAUCCGAGCUGCAGGGACGUGUGGUGUGCUACUGCGGAAGGUGAAUGGCACAGCCAUUAUCCAGCUGCCGUCUAAGAGGCAGAUGCAGGUGCUGGAAACGUGCAUAGCAACAGUAGGCCGAGUAUCCAACGUUGAUCAUAACAAACGGGUCAUUGGCAAGGCAGGUCGCAACCGCUGGCUGGGCAAGAGGCCUAACAGUGGGCGAUGGCACCGCAAGGGAGGCUGGGCUGGCCGAAAGAUUCGGCCACUACCCCCUAUGAAGAGUUACGUGAAGCUGCCUUCUGCUGCUGCCCAAAGCUGAUAUCCCUGUACUCUAAUAAAAUGCCUCCCCCUCCUGUAA